Dromaius novaehollandiae (emu) is the source of this 2470-nucleotide messenger RNA. RefSeq names its product tropomyosin alpha-3 chain. Gene Ontology annotation, cellular component: actin filament. Bases 110 to 853 code for a protein of 247 amino acids. Lineage: Eukaryota; Metazoa; Chordata; Aves; Casuariiformes; Dromaiidae. Gene Ontology annotation, biological process: muscle contraction; actin filament organization. The record is from RefSeq and is a predicted model, not a curated record. The transcript has 8 exons. Gene Ontology annotation, molecular function: actin filament binding.
GGCGGAAGUGACGUCACUUCCCCGGUGGCGGGGCCGGGGCGGCGGGUUCCGGUAUUUCAGGGCGGGGCCGGGCGGCGGCGCGCAGCGGAGCGGCGGCGGCGCGGGAGCCAUGGCGGGGGCCACCACCAUCGAGGCGGUGAAGCGCAAGAUCCAGGUGCUGCAGCAGCAGGCGGACGACGCCGAGGAGCGCGCCGACCGCCUGCAGCGCGAGGUGGAGGCCGAGCGCCGCAACCGCGAGCAGGCUGAAGCAGAAGUGGCCUCUUUGAAUCGCCGUAUCCAGCUGGUAGAGGAGGAGUUGGAUCGAGCUCAGGAGCGUCUUGCCACAGCUCUGCAAAAGCUGGAAGAGGCAGAGAAGGCUGCAGAUGAAAGUGAAAGAGGCAUGAAAGUCAUUGAAAACAGAGCUCUGAAGGAUGAGGAGAAGAUGGAACUGCAGGAGAUCCAGCUCAAGGAAGCCAAGCACAUCGCUGAGGAGGCAGACAGGAAGUAUGAGGAGGUCGCUCGGAAACUGGUGAUUAUAGAAGGAGAUCUGGAGCGUACUGAAGAGAGAGCCGAGCUCGCGGAGUCUCGUUGCCGGGAGCUGCAGGAGCAGAUCAGAGUGAUGGACCAGAACUUGAAGUGUCUGUCUGUUGCCGAAGAAAAGUACUCCCAAAAAGAGGAUAAAUAUGAAGAAGAGAUCAAGAUCCUGACUGAUAAACUCAAAGAGGCGGAGACUCGUGCCGAAUUUGCUGAACGAUCUGUAGCCAAGCUGGAGAAGACCAUUGAUGAUUUGGAAGAGCGCCUGUACAGCCAGCUUGAGAAAAAUCGCCUGCUCUCUAACGAGCUGAAGUUAACGCUGCAUGAUCUGUGUGACUGAGAAGGGGGCCCACUAAUGCCAUUAAACAAGCUUAUUGCGACCACCAAUGCUGUGGACCACAGUGAAAUCUGAUCACUCUUAAGACUGGCAGACUUGCAAAUUUUAUGCAGUUACUGCUAUUUAAUGGGGCAGUUGAAGUUGAUCCUCUAAUGUACUUUAUUUAAAAGCUUUUUAUAAAAAGGUAACCUCUAUUCUUGGUGAAGUAACCCUAGGACAUGGCUGUUUUCUGAACAGUCGUGUUUGCUAGUACAGUGGGACCUGCCUGGCUCCUCCACAGAACCAGAACGGUGCUCACCAGCGGAGGGGUGGGGUGGAGUGAGGCCUAUGUCUGUUAGAUACCUCUCAAGUGCUAUGUUAGCUGAAUGACUGUAGGAUUUCCUGCUGCAUGGAGUGAUGGCUUCUAACAAUAAAUCACUGACCUUGUGGUCCGUAAGACACUGCAAACCUGUAGUACUUUCAUACAGUUGAGCUCUAACCUAGAAGGUUUGAGGGAAAAGGUUGUUCCUGGGGCCUGACCCCCACUGCAGAUGCAGAGUCCCAGAAUGCAAUGGGAAAGCUAAUGGACAUCUUGAAAGCCAGUCGCAAAAUACAUGGCAUAAAGCUGUCUCUUGCAUGCCUCCAGGGAGUCUUUAAAUGCUGCUGUUGCUAGUGCCCUAGGAAGGCUGCUUUUCGCUCUGGGCUUAGUGCAUCACUUCUGAACUGUGAGACAGCUGCUGGUCAGACCCUCAGCAUUUCCCUCAGGAGGGGGGCGGUGGGGAGCUAUCUUGGAGAAACUGUCUGUACCUAAAGGAUAUCUUUCCACAGCCUGUCUGUCCAGUGUCCCAGCGUGUGGAUUUCUUCACAGAUAAGGGUGGGCUGUCCCUUGGAGUAAAGCCUACCUAGAGUGCUAGUUGCUGGUCUGAGCUCUCCUCCUGGCUUAAGGAACAUGUGAGAACUGACUGUGCAAGUUCCCUGUAGUCUUGGGCAGAGUUGCAGCACCCUUGCUCCUACUUGCUCGCUGUCUGCCAUUCACUGAAAAAAGCCUCUUCCCUACUGUCCUUGAGGCAUGGUUGUCUGCUCCCUGCUGCUAGGUAGUGUGGUCUUGGUGACCAGCUUGGCAUCUCUAUCCUGUGCUAGGGGAAACAGGGGCAAAACCAGUUGCAAUCCUGGGGGGUGACUUCUAUGUGUAUUUUACCUGAGUUGCUCUUGGGUGGCUUGCGGGGCCACUGGGGUCUGCUGUCUGGAAGCGUGGAAGCCCUGGGGAAAGCUAGCUGCAGUCUGAGGCACCUGCAUGCAAACUACUGCCUAGAGCACUAGCUAAAGGUACAUCAUGACCUUGCCACUUGGGAGCACCGGCAACGCAGGAGACGAGGGCUACAGAUGAGCCAGGUAACUCCAGAGCUUCUAGCUGCAAAUAGCCAGGCACCCAGAAGCUGAGAACCUAGCUAUGGCAGCGUGCUGGGAAGGGGCUAGUGCAAGCUUUCUUUGGCAAAGGUUUCUUAGUUGUCUUAAGCUGACUUGUAACUAUGCAACUCUUGCUUCCCCCUAGAUAAACUGAAAUCCACCAAAGAGGAGCAUCUCUGCACGCAAAGAAUGCUGGACCAGACCCUGCUAGACCUGAACGAAAUGUAAUGGAUC